Messenger RNA from Pseudophryne corroboree (corroboree frog), 979 nucleotides. It is a transcript of the gene NRIP3, whose product is annotated as nuclear receptor interacting protein 3. The record is from RefSeq and is a predicted model, not a curated record. The transcript has 7 exons. The coding region runs from base 127 to 873 and encodes 248 amino acids. Gene Ontology annotation, molecular function: aspartic-type endopeptidase activity. NCBI's taxonomy places the organism in Eukaryota, Metazoa, Chordata, Amphibia, Anura, Myobatrachidae. Gene Ontology annotation, biological process: proteolysis.
AGCUCUGUACAGUAUAACCACUCCCGUCUGUACGUCAGAUGAUUGCAUUUUCUAUAAAGCAUCAGACAACAGCCUGAGUCCUGCUCAUUUCAUCCCCUGGCGGCGCUGGAAACAGGGCACACAGAGAUGUUUUAUUCUGGCAUCCUCACAGAUGGCAGCAGGAAGGAGUCAGAUCUCAGGGAGGCUGCAUCAUCCCUACGGCAGCAGAGGAGGAUGAAACAGUCUGUCCAGUUCAUCCAUAAGGAUUCGGCGGAUCUAUUGCCCCUGGAUGGGCUGAAGAAGCUGGGAACGUCCAAGGACACACAACCGCACAGUAUUCUACAGCGACGUUUGCUGGAGACCAACUUGACGAAACUGAGGAAUACUCGAACAGCGUGGAUCCCUAAGAGCGAUCUCUCAGCUCAGAGUAACAAGGUGCAUCACGGAAAAGUGGAAAGUCCCAGGAAAACUGAGGAGGAGGAUGCUGUGUUUGUUUGGUGUCAGUGCGCUGGUAAGGAGGUGAAAGCCAAGAUCGACACAUCCUGUCAGUACAGCAUCAUUUCUGCAGCAUGCUUGGACAGACUGGGAUUAAAGGAACACUUCAGGUCAUAUAAGAAUGAAGAUGAGAACAUUUCCUUACCCUAUAAUGUGAGAAGCCUCGGGCAGAUAGACCACUUGGCGGUGACGUUAGGCAGCAUUUCCCUGGACUGCACUGCUGCGGUUAUAGAUGACAAUGAGAGGAACAUCUCGCUGGGGCUGCAGGCUCUGAGAUCCCUGAAGUGUGUGAUAAACCUGGACAAGAACCAGCUGGAGGUGGGGAGAACAGACAGAGACAUCAUCCCCUUCAUUGUGAGCAGAAAUACAGAGAAAGAAGAGCAUUCAUCAGAUGCGUAAUGGGAGGAGCCACGGCUGAGCGAGGAUCAAUGCUCCCACCGGAUCCGAACAAAAAUCCUCUGUCGUCGUGUGUAUUGAGUGCUAUGACGCAUUAGUCUCUCUCUGU